ACAUGGUGCGGGCGACGGCAGCCCGGGCGGUGCGGCCAAACUUGAGGGUGGCUGCGGAGCUUCGGCUAGCCCUGCCCUGGUCUCGGACGACGAGCGCGGUGCGGCGCGGCCGAGGGGGCGGGGGCGCGGGAGCUUGCGACUCGCGGGAGCGCCGAGGCGACCUCAGCCCCUCAUCUUUACGUAACCGGCAGCGCCUCCGCACGCAGCAGCCGCGGCCGGCUCUGCCGCUGUCGCCGCCGCCCUGCCGGGCGCCCCGCGCGAUCCCACGAUGGGCGCGCCCUCCUCCUGAGCCGGUUCCUUGGAGAGAUGCCACACGUGGCGGUCGCAAGUUUAUUCGACUGCAAACGUGUCCGAGUCACGGGGAAAGCCAACUGCUAGCCAGGCGCACGCCUCGACCGCCUCUCCGCCGAGCUGACGCCCUGAGGCAUCAGCCGAGUACGCGGAUGAGGGGGGCCGGGGCUGAGUGGGGCGCCGCGCCUACAAGACACUUCUUCCCGCGUCCGCCGACGGCCGCCGAGCCCCUGGUCCUGCCGCGCCGCGCCGCUCCGGCAUUCUCCAGCUCAGUAACAAUUUCGCAGAAUCCCAUCACGUCACAAUCCAGGCCCCCUCCAAUUGGUCAGUGGGGAGGGUGAUUCAACUCUGUUUACUUUCUCCCCCUGCCAGUCAGAAGGGCCCUUCGGUGGAGAGGUGCGUCUAGAACUACGGCGCGCGGCCAAUCCGACCGUUCCGUUCCGCCGCCGCGUGCUGCCCCUCCAGCCCGGAACGCUGACAUUUAAAAGGGAAACUGCUCGGAGCCCGGCAACCAGCGGCUGCGCAUCUCCGCAGAUGCCGCCCAGGCCGCGCGCGCGCCCACGCCUCCCGGCCCACGUGCCAGCUGGCGUGGCUUGGGAACGCAUCUCCCCUAGGCAGUUACACCCAUCCCUAGGGACGAAACAAAACUUCACCUUCGUGUUCCCAGCCCUCAAAUAGUUAAGUGACUUCCUGCAAACGCGACAGUCCCAGCAACCAGCCUUCCAAUCAAAAGGGCUCCUCCCAAUUCCUGCAGGGCACAUUUCCUUCCUCUUGCUUCACAAUGGUGGAGAACAGGACUAGUCUAUCUUAUCUGGUGUAGGAGGCAGAACUCAGAAGAAACCAUAAGGUUCCUGAUUCCUGACUCUGCUUUAGAAGAACCACCCCAGUGAAAUAUUAACUGUGUUAAAUAGUCUUAAGAACUGGAAUCAGCCAGAGAUCCUUAACAACUGAAUCUGGUGGCAUUACUUGGUCAACAAUUAGUGUGGAUUUGGGAGUCUGAUUAACUCAGCGUGCUUCUUCCUGUGAUGAAUCCAUCUUGAAAAGCUGAGCAAAGACUCUAGGGCCAGUAUCCCUAGCAGGGGCUACUGUCCACACCGAUGAUUAAAAAGCCCAUCCACCUAGCCUGAGUGCGAAAGGCUCUUGUCUCGGAGACACUAACUUCACAGUACCUAACCCGGACUCCCACUAGUGGUUAAGCCUCAGCGAUUUGGACACUUCUACCGGGCAGGAAAGAUACCACACAAGGUCAUUUGCUGGGAAAAGAACAUGUAGAAAGGAGGUGCUAACCCAUGGAGAAUUAUAACUGCAUUACGUCACAUCCUGAGAGCACCAGGGGACACACUUUGUGUCAGGCCCAGGCCCAAAGACCCUUAUAACAUCCAUGUGAGGUGUGAGUGUGGGCGCACGCACGCACGUGCACACACACAUAUAUGGUAUGUGUAUAUAUUGUGUAACAGGGAAGCCAUCUUGGAAAUCUUGCAUUCUAAAAACCUUAAUUUCAGAAGAGAAUUCACUGCAGCUGGCCAUGAUGGUGCUGACCAUAAGUCCCAGCACUCAGGAGGCUGAGGCAGGAUAGAGUAUUUGAGGAGGCUACAGAGAUCCUGUCUCAAAAAUAAAUAAAUAAAUAAAAAGGGAAGAAAGACGAAAGAAGAAAAAAUGAAGGAAGAAGACGAAAGAAAAGGGGCAGAGGGAAGGACUGGCGCUGUCUAGUUCAUGAUCUUUUUUUCCCCCUAGAAUAAAGUCUGUCCCUAGGGUACAUGAGUCUUUAGAAUUUGCACCUCUGCCUGCCUCCCUAGGGCACAGCACAGACAACCAGAGGGAUCAGUCCGAGAGCCCCAUGAUUAAGGCCUACACAGCCUCCCAGAUCUGUUUCCAGACCUGUGUUUCCACUGGCAUUAGUUACACUUAUGAAGUCUCUUCAGGCCUGGGUCUGAGUGGCUACCAAAGAUUAGCACUAGCAUUAUUCUCAGAGGAGGAGGAAGAGGAGGAAGAGGAGGGGAGGAGGAGGAGGGAAAGAGGAGGAAGAGGAGAGGAGGAGGAGGAGGGGAAGAGGAGGAAGAGGAGAGGAGGAGGGGAGGAAGAGGAGGAGAGGAGGAAGAGGGGAGGAAGAGGAGGACAGGAAGAGGAGGGGAGGAAGAGGAGGACAGGAAGAGGAGGGGAGAAAGAGGCUGUAUCUUGCCUUAAAGAUUAUGAUUCUGAAUUGGAAUACAGUCACCUCAGGGUUUUUUAAAGUAAACCUUAACUUCCCUUUCUUCUUGCCACCUUCUUUCUAAUGCCUUUAAUUUCACAUGACCCUGACUGCACUCUCAACACUCCUGACUCAGUUAUAAAGAAGAUGAAGGAAGCAGAUCUCACCCGUGUGAAUGUCUCUCACAGAUUCGCAAGCACACAUGCUACUGGAUUUAGAGAAUCGCUUCCAAUUCGGCAAUUCCAGCACUGUACGCCAUGCUCCCCUUCUCCGACCGUUCAUUCUCAGAUAAUGGGGGAUAUAGAAAUACAGAGGGAGCCUGUUCUCUAUAAGAUGACAGCUACCUGUACACGUACAGUUCGAUAGCACAGAGCACAAGAAGUGCUAUUUCCUCCAUCAUGAUUCUUUCCCUUGCUCUACUGGAAUAUACUGUAACUGUUUUAUGAUUAAAACCAGCUUAUGCUAUUUA
Messenger RNA from Rattus norvegicus (Norway rat), 2948 nucleotides. RefSeq lists its product as uncharacterized. Lineage: Eukaryota; Metazoa; Chordata; Mammalia; Rodentia; Muridae. The record is from RefSeq and is a predicted model, not a curated record.